Molecule: messenger RNA, 876 nt
Organism: Miscanthus lutarioriparius
Lineage: Eukaryota; Viridiplantae; Streptophyta; Magnoliopsida; Poales; Poaceae
Source: the annotation of a GenBank genome assembly
AUGGCGACCCCCUUCCGCCCGUCCGCGCCCGCCCCGUCCGCCAAGGGCGGCUGCGGCGGCGACCGCUGCGCCUCCGGCCGCGACGCCUGGCCGCUCCACCACUUCCGGCACGAGGGGGUCUUCUGCCUCCUCUGCUCCUCCUGCGUGCUCCUCUACAGCCCGUCCGCCUUCUGCGCCUCCUGCCUCCACAUCCUCUCCUCCUCCCCGGCCGCCGCCGCUGCUCCCCCGGGCGACCCCGCCGUCGCCGCGCCCGGGCCCACCGCGCCCUGCUCCGCCUGCGGCGUCUCCGUCGCGCACCUCUCCUGCGUCCCGGGGGCGGACCGUCACCCCUUCGUCUGCCCGCCCUGCGCCGCCACCGCCGAGGGCAGGGCCUUCUCCUUCGCGCCGGCGCCCGGCCGCCGCCCGCUCCAGGAGCGCGACGCGCGGGUCCUCCUCGUCGCCGCGCGCCUCGCGCACGACUCCGUCAGCCGCGCCGCGGCCGCCGCCCGCGAGGAAGCGGAGCGCCGCGUCGCCGAGGCCGCCGCGGCCAGGAAGCGCUCCCGCGAGAUGCUCGACGCCGCCUUCCGCGCGCUCGAGGCGGAGGCCAGGGACGCCAAGAUGAAGCCCGCCGCGGCCGCCCAGCCGCCACCACCCCCAAAGAAGAAGCCCGAGGCCAAUAGGGACAGGGACAAGCUGCUCAAGCUCAACGCCAUGCAGCAGCCUGCGCUGGCGUUCGCCGCGGCUGCUGCUGCGGCAGCAGCCACCUCGGUGCCAUUGCCGACGCCCUCAAUCAAGGAGGAGAAGCAGCCUGCCGUGAAACAGGAAGCGCAAGGUUCUGCGGCAGCACCGAGGGAGGAUAAGGAUCGCCCCCCGCUGUUUGGGACCUUGCAAUCGUGA